Messenger RNA from Coccomyxa subellipsoidea C-169, 2483 nucleotides. Its product is annotated as hexose transporter. NCBI's taxonomy places the organism in Eukaryota, Viridiplantae, Chlorophyta, Trebouxiophyceae, Coccomyxaceae. The record is from RefSeq and is a predicted model, not a curated record. The transcript is spliced from 14 exons. Gene Ontology annotation, cellular component: membrane. The coding region runs from base 185 to 1765 and encodes 526 amino acids. Gene Ontology annotation, biological process: monosaccharide transmembrane transport. Gene Ontology annotation, molecular function: monosaccharide transmembrane transporter activity.
GCAAAUUGACAGGUUGCUCUUGCUGAGGAGUGCCGUGCCCCGUCGGGGCUUUCCCGAAGGUCGCUGAUCUAGGGCCCGUUGGAGGUUGUGUGCACUGCCCGAGUUCAUCUUCGUCCCUGUAGGCGAAAUUUAGUACAAGCAGCAGCAAGGUGCACCAGGGCUUCAUAGCUUUGUGGCCCUCAAGAUGGCAGGCGGCGCGAUACUUGUUCCGGAUAACAAUAUCAAAAGUUACAAUGGCCGGCUGACAUGGGUCGUGGUGCUGACAUGCAUAGUGGCAUCGACGGGCGGCCUGCUGUUUGGAUUUGACAAUGGCAUCACUGGGGGAGUGACAUCUAUGGAGCCCUUCCUGGAAAAGUUCUUCCCGGACGUCUAUGCGCAUGUGAAAAGCAAGGAUGAGGGGAAUAACGCCUACUGCAAGUACAAUAACCAGGGGCUGCAGCUCUUCACCUCCUGCCUCUUCAUUGCCGGCAUGGUGGGCGGCCUCAUUGGUGGCUACACCACCAGGGCACUGGGGAGGCGGCGUACCAUGACCAUUGGCAGUGUGCUGUUCCUGAUUGGCGCUGGCCUCCAGGCAGGCGCUGAGCACCUUGGCAUGCUCAUUGCUGGCCGCAUCAUGCUCGGCUUUGGUGUGGGCCUGGCCAAUCAGUCUGUCCCACUGUAUCUGUCAGAGAUCGCCCCGCCAAAGAUGCGCGGCGGCCUCAACAAUCUCUUCCAGCUGGCGACUACUACAGGCAUCCUUGUGGCGCAGCUUGUCAACUAUGGCACACAGAACCUGCAUGACUAUGGCUGGCGAGUGUCUGUGGGUGUGGCAGCCAUUCCUGCCAUCAUUCUGCUCAUUGGCAGUCUUGUGCUGCCAGAGACCCCCAACAGCCUCAUCGAGAGGAACCACCACGAGCAGGCGCGCAAAGUGUUGAGGAGGGUGCGUGGGACUGAUGAUAUCGGCCUGGAGUUUGAUGACAUCUGCACUGCCAGCGCUGUCAAGAACCCUUGGAGAAACAUCAUUUCCAGGAAGUACCGGCCUGAGCUGGUGAUGGCUACAUUCAUUCCCUUCUUCCAGCAAUUUACAGGAAUCAACAGUGUGGUGUUCUACGCGCCUGUCAUUUUCAGCAGCCUGGGCAUGGGCCAGGAUUCUUCCCUCCUCUCCUCCGUUAUCGUCGGUGUUGUCUUUGUGGUCACCACCGUCGUGGCAGUUCUGACAGUGGACAAAUUUGGCCGCAAGAUCCUCUUCCUGCAGGGCGGGGUGCAGAUGAUCCUGUCAGAAGUUAUAGUGGCAGUCCUCCUGGCAGUGCAGUUCAAUGCACACAGCGGGGAAGCCAUCAACAAGGGCAUUGGCGUUGCUGUCAUCUUCUUCAUCUGCCUCUUUGUUGCCGGCUUUGGCUGGUCAUGGGGCCCGCUGGGCUGGCUUGUGCCGAGUGAGAUCCAGCCGCUAGAGACCCGCUCUGCAGGCCAGGGCCUCACAGUGGCAGUCAACUUCCUCUUCACCUUCAUCAUCGGCCAGUGCUUCCUCUCCAUGCUCUGCGCCUUCCAGUACGGCAUCUUCCUGUUCUUUGCGGGCUGGGUGCUGGUGAUGACUUUGUUCGUGGCAUUCCUGCUGCCUGAGACCAAGGGCAUCCCCAUCGAGGAAAUGGUGGUGGUCUGGCGCAAGCACUGGUUCUGGGCGCGCUUUGUGGAGCCGGCCGCCGCGGACCUCAAAGCCAUGGAAACCGGCAACGGCGCCCAGCAGCUGCCCAGCAGCUACGCGGGCCCCGAGCCCAAGAGCGCCUGAGCUUUUGGCCCAACACAGCUUGAAGCAAAUAUUACUCCAACUGAAAGCUUUUCGGCGCAAUAGGAGCUGUGCAGACUCGAGCUUGUCAGCUUGUCAGCGUGACAGGGCACAGGACUGGUUCCAGUUGGAAAGUGUCAAAUAGGAAUGAUUGCCCCACAAGGUGGUUGAGAAAAUGAGCCGGGCCUUGCAGCUGUGGAUUGCGCUAAGCUGGGGAUUGUGCCAUGCCUGAAGCUUAAGUGCCGGAAAUUUCUCAGGAAAGAGGCACAGAACAAUGAUGUGUACAUUUGUACGUGAAGGUCUGUGACAAACAGAAAGAAAUUUUCAAUUUUGAGCUCCUCAGGGUAGCACGCGUGCCAAUGACAGUGGCUGAUGCCUCAGCUACAAGCACCAUUUCAUUAUCUUCUGCAAAAGAAGACUUGUUAAUUGAUUUUCUGAACAUGGUUAUGAGAUACCGGAGAAUGCUUUUUGUGAAAGAUUUUGUUCAUACUGGACAUGGCAAGAAAGAUUUGAAGUGCUCUGUUGUCGCUCCUUUCCAUAAGAGGUGCCCGAGAUCUGCUUGUCCAAUGCCUGGGAAGUGCAAGAGAUUUUGGCAAAAAUUGACUGCUUUGCAAAUGUGACCCUGCAAAUUGACAAAGAAGUACCUGGACUUGGGAGCAUGAACUCGAGCUGUGUGGGCUUUCUGUCAUAGAUGGAGGCUGUAAAGAAGGUGCAUGCACAC